Guyanagaster necrorhizus is the source of this 403-nucleotide messenger RNA. RefSeq lists its product as uncharacterized. The record is from RefSeq and is a predicted model, not a curated record. Lineage: Eukaryota; Fungi; Basidiomycota; Agaricomycetes; Agaricales; Physalacriaceae. The transcript is spliced from 3 exons. The coding region runs from base 42 to 314 and encodes 90 amino acids.
UGCCUAAUCCUGACCCACUUUUUUCUUCUUUCACCACCACCAUGUCUUCUCCGAUUUUCUGGUAUCAUCUCGUUCAUGCAGUCCUCACUGUCCAUAUUUCAGAUAUACCAGAACCUUCAAGAUCUCAGCAUGAUAGUGUGAUAGGAUCUGUUUAUGGCCCUGGAACAAAAAAGGUUGACUACCACUGGAAAAAAGAGAUGUUUGUAGGCCCUGGUGAUCUGGAUGCAGUGUGUGACCCAUCAUCAAGUCAGUUUUAUAUCAUCCUUUGUGAAGGAGUGACAGGAUCUCCACAUUGCAGAUAUCAGUAUUCCUAGGGGUUGAAACAUGCGGGAUAAUAUAAAUAUGCGAGCAGAGAAGAUGAGGAAACAGAAUCUCUGAAGAGUCUCCAGAGUGACUUGUACCA